GCAUUAUACAGUUUUCGCUGCUGCAAGAUGAUAAGCAGCCUGCACUGGAACAUACUGGCGCGGAUUCUUCAUCACAAGUAAUCGAAACAUCUUCCCUUUAAUAACAGUAAUUUGUUACUUCACUUAAAAUCGUUGUGAGGCACAAUUACACUUAAAAAGACGUUGUCUCACAUCUUGUUUUGGCUGUAGUGCACCACCAAGCCAAGGAAAUUUCGUCAGUUGGGGAAACAAAAGGCGAAAUGUAAUGUAAAACGUGAACUAGCUGUCUGAAGGUGAGCCUGUCGGUUCGAACCCAGUAACGGCGCUGUUUAAAUAAAUAAAUAGCACUGUGUAAGAGUCAACCUAUAUAUUGCAGUUUUUCCGUUAUAACUCGCAGCAUGCCGUAUCAAGGAAAUGUCACACCGAAGAUAUAUCACAAACAGAGCAGACCAGUAAGCAAAGACUAAGCGAGUCUCAGAUCCUCCGUAAGAAUGGAACAAGGUUACGAAUCCUCUGACAGUGGAGUGUACGACAUAGUGGACAUCGCAUUCCCAUUUGAAUACCCCCGCCAGCCUGGCAAGGAUUACAGUGGCGGAGGUCCUCACCAAGAAGCGGGUGCCGGACAUUCAGGAUUCCUUCCCCCUGGCAUAAUCCCAGUGCCCCCGCCGUCGACCCAGCCUGAGGACGUGGUGCCAAUACGUGGAGUCUCUGGAGAAGAUGAAGAGUAUCCCAUGGGCAACCAGGAGCGUGGGAUAGCCCUCAUCUUGAACCAUAAAUUCUUUGAAGAAGACUCCCUUCAUAACAGAGCGUACACAGAGUUAGACAGAAACGCAUUGAUGCGUGCAUUCACAACACUCGGCUUCGAAGUGCGCUGUUUCGACGAUCUGACAUAUAGCCAAAUUCGCCAACAACUCAGACGAGUGGCAGAGGAGGACCACGUCAACUGCGUUGCAGUGGCUGUGCUUUCGCAUGGCGGGGCGAAUAAUGUGCUGUUUGCAAAAGACCAGGAGUAUCAUGUCAGUGAGCUGCUGGAACCUUUCAGCCCCGCUCAGUGCCCACGCCUUGUUGGGAAACCCAAACUCUUCUUCAUACAGGCGAGUAGGGUAUGUAUGGCUGUAACUUCAUCGACUCCGUUACGCCAUAAGGAGAAGACCUCAUAUCGUACUCCACCUGUGCAGGCGAGUGGGACAGAUUUCAAUGUAAAUCCGUUGUUGGAGUCAAGCUCAGUGACGAGGCGUAUUAGUCUUGCUCGGUGUCUGCGGAUGAGUAUGGAAAGGGAGGCUUCUGAGAGUGGUAUCUUCAGAGGCCCUGUUAAUACAUAUGGUGAUGUCCUCAUAUCGUACUCCACAUCUGAAGGUUCACUGUCAUACCGCAACCUACAAAAUGGUGCAUGGUAUGUGCAGACCCUGUGCGCCCAACUGGAGGCCCACGGCAGAACUAAGGACUUAGUGUCGCUGCUCACAGACGUGAACCGCAUCGUGAGCGAACAGUUUCGCUCGCACAUCCCUCAUAAUCCAGAGUUACAUAACAAGAUUCAGGAACCCUGCUUCACUUCUUCCUUGAAACGGCGAUUGUAUUUCCGGUAGAGUAAUCAUCCUGGACAGCCAAAGUUCCCAACCAGCCAAAGUUCCCAAUCAGCCACUACUUGCGUUUCCAGGCUCGUUACUGCAUUCAUUGGAAUCAACACCAAUGCAUUCACUGUACCAGAAGAUUAGUCAACCAGAUUCAACGUAGCCUACAAACAAUCUUCUUCUUCUCUUCUUUUGGCCAAUAGCAUGAUUUUUUGCAGAUCAUUAUUUCUAUUCUAUUGGCACUGAUCUUUCAGGAGCUUAACACUACAGUUUUGUUUCAUUGACCUUUACAGCCAUUAUUAUUAGGAUAUAUUUGCACUAUUGAAAGUAUGAGACUAAAGGUAAUACAACAUAAUAUGUAUCGAAAUAUGGCUGCACGUUCACAAUAUACAGAUAAAUACAUUGAAUAGUAAAUUAACUAGAGAUAUCAAAUGAAAAAUAUGGCAACUUGGGGCGUCAAAAGGAACAUUCAAUUUCUUCCUACAAGAAUCUCAUGUCAGAGAAAUUGACAUGAUUUUUUGCAGAUCAUUAUUUCUAUUCUAUUGGCACUGAUCUUUCAGGAGCUUAACACUACAGUUUUGUUUCAUUAACCUUUACAGCCAUUAUUAUUAGGAUAUAUUUGCACCAUUGAAAGUAUGAGACAACAUAAUAUGUAUCGAAAUAUGGCUGCACGUUCACAAUAUACAGAUAAAUACAUUGAAUAGUAAAUUCACUAGAGAUAUCAAAUGAAAAAUAUGGCAACUUGGGGCGUCAAAAGGAACAUUCAAUUUCUUCCUACAAGAAUCUCAUGUCAGAGAAAUUGACAUCCACGAUUUUAAUUUUCGUUGCUAGUAGCUGGCCGCAUUUCUGAUUUGGCACUGUGCCCCACUUUUUCAUUCAUAAAUUUUCCAUAUCAUAAAUGGACUAUCAUUGCACCUUAUUAAAUCUUUCCUCAUCUCACUGUAAAUAAUGAUAUGUAGUUUUUUUCUUUCUGUAAACAUCCUACAGUAAGAUUUCUUAGAAGUAACUUUGUGUAAUCCGUACCAAUCCUUACUAAUGUUAGCUCUUGUCUUUGAAAUUUCCUGUAAAGUACACUUGAACUGGACUGGAGAAUGUCUUAAUAAACAGCACAGCACAUCAGUAAAAGAUAUAGAAAAUUCUCAUUAAAUUAAAGAAUCAUAGAUGUGUAUACAGGGCAGAAUAACAAAUGCAUCAUGUCUACCUUCUCUUGAAAGUGCCUUGUGAAUGAAAACUUGAAGGUCAUUCUUCGAAUUCACCAGUGAUAUCUCUUACUAAAUGUGACAUGAUUUUAUAGAGAUUAUUCAAGUCCUUGAUCUACAUCAAAUAUCUGCUGUGGGUAUAUGAUAUACCGCAAUUUAUUUCGAUUUGUAAGCUUAUUUACUA
Schistocerca nitens (vagrant locust) is the source of this 2933-nucleotide messenger RNA. RefSeq names its product caspase-1-like. Gene Ontology annotation, biological process: apoptotic process; proteolysis. Bases 471 to 1565 code for a protein of 364 amino acids. NCBI's taxonomy places the organism in Eukaryota, Metazoa, Arthropoda, Insecta, Orthoptera, Acrididae. Gene Ontology annotation, cellular component: cytoplasm. The transcript has 8 exons. The record is from RefSeq and is a predicted model, not a curated record.